AAGAGAAACAGCUGACGCCAUAUAUUAUUUGGGUAAAAAAAUCAGGUAUAUACCCAAAGAGAGAAAACGCGUAAACUGAGAAAUCCAGAGCUCAACUGAGUGUUGUUCAAUCCAAAAGAGUUUUGUUUGCUUUCGAUUCAUCUGAUUCUUCAGCUACAGUGGAAAAACUGCUUAGACUUCUCAUAUAAAGCUGCUGCAGUCCCUGAAUUAACUGGGUGAUUGUGAAGAGGAGAAGAAUUUUUCAUUCUGGUGAACUCAUACUUGCACUGCUUAAGACUUUUGCAUCCCAUGUUUCCUAUACUUAUCUCUCAGUCAGUGGACUUAGAUGGCCAUUUCCUCAUUGGGGCUACACCGGAAAAGCCAAACUAACCAGUUUCAAUUAUUAAUGGAGCAAGCAGAUAACCGUAGCAACAACGAGCAUGUUAUUGACAUAACUAGUAGCAACGAUGCAUCCUCAUCGAGCAACCCCCAUGAUAGACCAGUUAAUACUGUGCUUCAUGUCCAAGCUGAACAUCCCCCAUCAACAAGCACAACAGUGCCUGUCUCCCAACAUGCAUUUUCUUCUGCUAAUAGAUCCAACUUGAGGAACUCAUCAUUUGCUCGAAGAGGAAAUGGGCGCCGCCAUCGGAGUCCUCUGAAUUCCGUGCUCUGGAUAUCCAUUGAACUAGUCUUGACAUUGAGCCAAAUAAUUGCAGCAAUCGCGGUGUUGGCCAUAUCAAGGGAUGAGCACCCACGAGCUCCUCUAUCCCAAUGGAUAGUUGGUUAUGCAUCUGGGUGUGUAGCAAUCCUCCCUCUUCUCUACUGGCGUUUUCGUCAUAGAAACCAAAAUUCAGAUCAGGAUUCAUCUCAGCAGCCACAGAUUUCUUCCCAGGUUGAACUCCCCGGCAGACCUUCCUCAAGUACAAGGAGUUCAGAAGGCGAAGGUCGUCAGACAACUGCUACAGCUUCUACAGGUGGUCAAAGUAAUGAAUUACUGAGCAGAAGGGUAAAGGCAUUUAUUGAGUACUUCAAAAUGGCAUUAGAUUGUUUUUUUGCAGUGUGGUUUGUGGUUGGCAAUGUGUGGAUAUUUGGUGGACACUCCUCUUCCUCUGAGGCUCCCAACUUGUACAGGUUGUGUAUAGUAUUUCUGACCUUUAGCUGUAUCGGGUAUGCCAUGCCAUUUAUUCUAUGUGCAACAAUCUGCUGCUGCCUCCCCUGCAUUAUUUCAGUCAUGGGCUUCCGAGAAGAUCUGACUCAAAACAAAGGCGCCACACCAGAAUCAAUUAAUGCUCUUCCGACCUAUAAAUUUAAGGUAAAGAAAAACAAAAGUGGCAACAAAGAGGCUGCUGAAGGUGGGGUUGUGGCUGCAGGAACAGACAAGGAGCGUGUGAUUUCAGGAGAAGAUGCGGCAUGUUGCAUUUGCUUGGCAAAGUAUGUGAACAAUGAUGAGCUGAGGGAGUUGCCCUGUUCUCAUUUCUUCCACAAGGACUGUGUGGAUAAGUGGCUGAAAAUCAACAACUCAUGUCCCCUUUGCAAAGCUGAGGUGGGUGAGACCCUUUUGAGCUCUCUUACCGAAGCAACUGCAAGUUUGCGUCAGAGUUCCGCGUUUUAAGUUGCCACUCUGCCCACAUGCUAGUAUAGAGAUGUUUUUUAAAGGAAUAGUAGUUACCUUCAUAUAUAUUUCAUUUUCUUCCAUCACUCUUCUGAUUUCUUUUGGGCUAUAUGUUGUUAGCUUACUAGAUUUAUAUACAAUUUCUGUUGCAAAACAUGUGAGGUG
Molecule: messenger RNA, 1756 nt
Organism: Solanum verrucosum
Lineage: Eukaryota; Viridiplantae; Streptophyta; Magnoliopsida; Solanales; Solanaceae
Product: E3 ubiquitin-protein ligase At1g63170
Exons: 5
Coding region: 326-1591 (421 amino acids)
Source: RefSeq, a predicted model, not a curated record